Molecule: messenger RNA, 1623 nt
Organism: Aspergillus chevalieri
Lineage: Eukaryota; Fungi; Ascomycota; Eurotiomycetes; Eurotiales; Aspergillaceae
Exons: 1
Coding region: 1-1623 (540 amino acids)
Source: RefSeq, a predicted model, not a curated record
AUGGAACAGGACAUCAUCGCGGAAAGCUCAAAUCACACCCACUUCGGAAGAUUUCGAGAUAGUCAUCGUCUGUCGAGAUCUUCAGAAUCCGCCCAAAGCGAAUAUGGUUCCAUAUACAACGCUCUCAAAGCAAGCUCCUCCGGGACGGAGGACAACAACGGCCGACAGUACGCCUCCAGCCAGCACCACUAUCCGUUCCAAAGCAGCGACCUAGGCGGCAAUAUAGCUAUGUUCCUCUCUACCUCUCCGAAACCCACCGUUGUCGAACACCCUACAACGCCCAGGAGGACGAGAUCGCGCUGGCGGCGAUCUCAUACCCUGCCCGACAAUUGGUAUCCCUCGAAGGCGAAGACAAUAGACCCUAUAGCAGAGUUAUUCAAGGACGCAAAAGCAAAAGCAAACAAUCUUUGUCGCCUGGGACACCGCAGGGCCGCCAGCCUCAGUGAUGCGGAUGACAGGUCGAGAACACCAAGAUGGGCAGCGAAUCUCUUCUCGCCUGUAAGACCGUUUCUUCCUCGAUAUCCCCCUCCUGCUAGGUCGCCUACACCUCCUGGGGUCCCAUCUUUUGGCUCCCCGGAAGCUAUAAACUAUUCGAGACAAUUUUCUGUCCGGUCUUAUGCUCCCAGUCCGCCCCCGGAAAGGACACCCAGCAGACGUGCAACAGAGUACGCACAUACACUGCGAAGGCUUUUCGGGAUUGCUUCGCCUGUCGAUCCACAACCGAACAGACGCCAGACAUACACCCUUGCAAGGGCCGAGGAUGGGACAACUGUCCAGGGUCGUUUCCCAUAUCGAGCGAGCGGGCAUGGCGUGAAUCUCUACAGGCAAUUGGACGAUCAUCCAUUCCAUCGAGCGGUUUAUCCCGUGCCCGAACUGGAGGUUUCCCAUUUGGAUGAUAGGUUUAAUGCUGGGAUUCAGCCGUUACGAAGGGAGCAUCAAGAUGUCGCCAAGAGUCGUUAUUCUACGCCAGCUGUGCCUCACAGGGUACACUCAAGCCAAGUAUCGAGGUCACGCCAUGCACACCCGCCACUAAGAUCGUCCUCGCAGAGGCAUCGUCCGUCAGUCACGUUUCUUGCUUCGCCUGCAAAUACCUCAUACUAUAGCUGCAUGUCCCAGCCACGAACCGGUGUCACGGUGCCAGCAGUUGAUGGCGAGAUUGGCCCUUCGAGGACUGGCAGAGCCAAUAGCCCUCCUAGGGGUAUGCUCUAUCAGCAGCAACCACAAGUGCAAGCUACUCGACCCAUGAGUAUCCUGACCGCAAGCACCACUCGCGAUACGCAAGGAACGAUGAGCUUCUGGACGCGCUACGAACUGCUUUCUCACUAUCUUCCCUGCUGCUGCUUGGCGCCAACUGGCGAUGACGACGAAGAUAACAAUGAGGAUGGGGCUACCAUUGGUGACGAUUCAAGAACUUCAAGAAUCUCGAGAACUUCACGGACAUCUGGCGAAACGUUCAUGACUGCGCGAAGCUGGGCUGACGACAAUCAAGAACGACCGCAGUACCGGCGCUCUCCACCAUCGAGACCUCCUCCGAAUACGUUUGCUGGUUGGAAUCCGGUCUUCAAAGAACGGUGUCCAAGACCGAUCCGGAGUCCUUUGGUGGCUGAUCCUAUGCUUGCUUAG